Molecule: messenger RNA, 2338 nt
Organism: Neolamprologus brichardi
Lineage: Eukaryota; Metazoa; Chordata; Actinopteri; Cichliformes; Cichlidae
Source: RefSeq, a predicted model, not a curated record
GGAAGCGUUUCUAUGGACGGACUACUUGAAUGCAGUGGUUAUGCUCAUGCCCGGAUACGUAGACGGUGACUUCAUACUCAUUUUUCAGUGCACGUCCAGUGGCCGUCGCUCCUCUAUUUGAAUGGAUUUAUCGUAAAGAAAAGAAACAAGCUGCCAUCUACGCGUUCGCGCUGAUUUACACAGACAUGUAAGGAAACGUGAAGAUUAUCGAUUCUUUCCGACGGACUGUUGCGUUUAGGUGAGCUGCUAAAAAACAUUUUUCCUUCUUUGUUUCCGAAGCAGCGGUGCGUUCAAUAUCGCACUGCCUUAAAAAUAAUGAAGAUGGGCUGUAUGAAAUAAUGAGGAUCGCACGAUCUAGUACAGGUGGCAGCAAUGGUGGAAGCAUGUGCUCCUUCCUCUUAGAGGAAUAAUACUGAAAUUGAUGAAUGUGGAGUCGCUCUAAAUCAUCAGAGUACAAUGAACACCACUCUUACACCCUCGGACCUGGUAGAUGUGCCAAGACUGCAGACCUUCAAUGGCACCCUGGGUAACCAGACCCCCUCAGGCUGGGCCGUGAUCCACACUGCUACCUUGACUUUUUGUUCCCUCCUCCUCAUCUUUAUCUUCUUCCUUGGCUCUUAUGGGAAUCUUGUGGUGUUCCUGUCUUUUUUCGACCCGGCGUUUCGCAAGUUCCGCACCAACUUUGACUUCAUGAUCCUCAACCUGUCCUUCUGCGACUUGUUCAUUUGUUGCGUGACCGCUCCCAUGUUUGCGCUGGUGCUCUUCCUGGAUGCAGGCGGAGCGGAUGGCGUGUCAAAGAGUUUCUGCUUUGCCUUCCACUUGACCAGUUCGGGCUUCAUCAUCAUGUCCCUGGAGACGGUGGCCGUCAUUGCUUUGCACAGACUCCGCAUGGUUUUGGGACAGCAGCCCAACCGUACUGCUUCCUUCCCCUGCACGCUGGCCCUGACCGCCUUGCUGUGGACAUCCAGCUUCACAUUGGCUGCUCUCCUCACCAUGCGCGCAUACCCACGCAAAGAUGGACCCUGCUUGCCCCACUUUGGCCUGGGGAGUGGGCAGGCCAGGGUUGUGUUGUACGUCUACCUGGCAGAUUUUGCCUUUUGUGUUGCUGUGGUGUCUGUGUCGUAUCUGAUGAUUGCUCAGACCCUGAGGAAGAACGCACAAGUAAGGAAAUGCCCAAUCAUCACUGUUGAUGCCACCUGCCCUCCACCCCCACCACCUCUCAUUGCAGCAGGCUUUGAAAGCAUGCAGUGUGCCGUUCAAGGCCCCUCUCUGUACCGUAACCAGUCUUACAACAAACUGCAGAAUGUACAAACGCACGCCUAUGCCAACAGGACAAACCAGCCGGUGGUUCCAGGGGCCGCCCAAGGAGCCACCUGCUGUCAGCUGGUCUCCACAGUCAACUUAGCCACAGCCAAAGACUCCAAGGCAGUUGUCACCUGUGUAGUUAUAGUGUUCUCUGUGUUACUCUGCUGUCUGCCGAUGGGAGUUUCACUGGCACAGGAUGUUUUGUCACCAGAAAGCAGCUUUGCACAUUACCAGUUCGAACUGUGUGGCUUUGUGCUCAUUUUUCUCAAAUCAGGCAUCAAUCCAUUUGUGUACUCGCGCAACAGUGCAGGCCUCCGCCGCCGCGUACUGUCCUGCAUUCAGUGGGCCGCACUUGGAUUUCUGUGCUGCAAGCAAAAGACACGCCUGCACGCAAUGGGGAAGGGGAGCCUGGAAGUCAAUCGCAAUAAAUCCUCCCAUCACGAGACCAACUCGGCCUACGUGCUGUCACCUAAGCCACAGAAGAGGCUGGUAGACCAGGCUUGUGGACCCAGUCAUUCCCGGGAUUGCGCUGGCAGUCCCAGGGCGACCGGUACACGCAAACCUCGCCUCCCGAGCACCUCUACACCCAUCAACACCCGGAUUGAGCCCUACUACAGUAUAUACAACAGCAGUCCCUCAGCAGGGCCCAGCUCCCCCACCAGCCUACAGCCUAUCAGCUCUCAGACAUUUGCCUUCGCCAAGUCCUAUGUAGCCAUGCACUACCACACUCACCAAGAUGCUCUGCAGGACUUUGAAAGCACCUCAGUGCACCAGAUUCCCGUGCCCUCGGUAUAGUCAAAGAACAGAAAGCUUUGGACAAUCUCUCCAUGACUUUAAAUCCAAUGUGAAUCAAAGGAGGAAUGUGUAAACAGGCCAUUUUUAUGUCUUUGGACUCAGUAUUAACAUUUUUGUUCUCUCCUACAGUAGAACGAUGUUGCACAAAUGACAAGAACCAGAAUUACAGUAUAAACUUUGCCUUUGAAACUGAAAUGAGAAACAGAUUUAGAAUAAAAGUUUAUGUUCCAGCAAGUUA